GUUCACCGCUUCGUCUAAACUCGGGGAGUUUCUCCAACUCUGAGGAAAGCUGACGAAGUUUUACAGGCGUUAAAACCUAACACAUGCGAGCCGAGAGAAAUAAAGGGAGUCGCUGUCCACAAUAAUACAUCCGCCUUUUUUUUUUUGUUUUUGUUUUUUUUGUUUUUUUGAACAGGCGGUCUCAAAGUUAAGGCAGUGCCUGAGUUCACCCAGUGUUCAGGCGGUAUCUAACGAGGGGACAGCAGCAGAGAUGCCCUGUGAAACACGGCGGAGCUGUUCUGCGGGUGUUUGAAAAAAAGAGAGAGGACCUAAACAUGAUGUUCACCGAAGCUGAUAGCUGACACUGUAGAAUGAGAGAGGAUGGAACAGACAGACAACCCUGCCUCAGAGAGCAACAACCCCAAUGGGUUUGUCAACCGAGUGUUCAAUGUUUCUCUGGAUGUGGAGAACGAGACGGGGAGUAUUUGUAUUCAGGAGAUGGGGCCGGGGCCUUUGGAGGUGCAAAUAGAGAGCCAAGCUGCCCCCUCUCAAACCCCUGUCAAGGACAGACAGGAGGUCAACCGGAGGCCCCGUGCCACGGGGGGCAUCUGGCGCAUCUUAAAUCGAAAGAGAGCUGUCUCAGAGCUGGAAAGGAGACCCCAGUCCAUGAUCCUGCCCGGGGAGGCUUCCAUCCCUAAACUCUCAUUUGCAGACAAAGUUCGGUCUUUUAAGAAGCUAAAAUCCCCCGCUGUGUUCAGAGGAAAAACAGGGAAGUUGUCCACUGCCAAGUUCACUAGCUCCUUUGUGGAUGAGGAGUCUUUCUGCCCCGACAUUGGCACUCCUCAGCAGACCAGCAAAGGCAGCCUUCGAAACAGAGGAAAGAGGCAUUCAUAUGCUGGCUAUACGGUAGACUUUGACUGUUCGUUUGAAGACCUUGACCUCUCUGUGCCAAUAGAUGGCCAACAGCCCACUGUUACAGGAGUGGCCGUCGUCCAGAAUGGCUGUAAACCUUCUGAAAGAGUCUCCUACACUAAAAGAAGCAACAACAACUCCAACAGCUGCAACAAAAUCAGUGCAGACUGUGAGGAGCCCUGCAUUAGAAGUAGCCCUAGAACCCACCGUAGUGGAGGGAGGAGACAAAAAGAUGUGUGGAGUUACCUGAGGAGGAUUUCCCUCUUAGGGAAGAGCAAUCCUGUGUACUCAGAGAGAAGCUUUGAUUCUGAACUUCCCUCGCUGGACAAAACCAUGGACUCAGACUUUGGAUCUGUAGACUUUGAGAGUGUCAGAGACUUUCAGCCACCACCUCGGAAACCCUCAGACUCUAAGGGACACUUUGGUAGUCUCUUUAAGUUUUUCAACAGCGUAGCAGAAUCUGCCAGAAAAUGGCGGACAACGUCACGGUCCUUCUCUCCUCCAGAGGAAGAGAGGACUCCAAUGGCCUCCCCGCAGGCCCCACAGCGCUCAGUGGACAACAUUCACAGUGUUUCUCUGACACUCCACAAUGAAGGAUCUUUAAAACCCCAACCAACAGAGUCGUCGCCACUUACUGCUAAAUCGUCACGUCCCAGUAGCUUUAACAGUGAGACUCCAGCACCCACAGCUGGCGGACAAUCCCCAAAGGUUGCCCUGAAAGCCUUUGAAGCUUCUUCAGUAUCUCAAGCUGUUAAUGGUCUUCAGAACUUAGACAAAGUGACAAACCACCAAUCCACGGCUAUUGUAGAGAAUCAUAUUGAGGAUUCGAGUUUAAACACAGAGGCCGAAGCUAACGCUGAGAGGGAUCAAUUGAAAUGUCUCUGUCAAGAGGAAAAGGUAGAGGGACAGAAAGGAAAUGAGCAGGAUUCCAGGGAUGCUCUGCUGGACUCCCACCAAGAGCAGGAAGUGAAUGUCCAAUCACAACAAGGUGAUAAAGAGAGCACAACCAAUAGCGUAACAGUCUCAGAUUCUACCGAAGAAAUUUUUAAGCUGUGUGAGCAGAUUGCCAGCAAGACGGGUUGCAGUUUGAGGCAGCCCGGACAAGCCUUGCCCCAGACUAGCACAGAGAAGACCUCUGUGCCUCACAGGCGCUUGCUCCACCGUCCUCGACCAUCCUCGGCUGUACUGGACCUGUGGAGACCCAACCCAGAACAAGAGCUCUACACCCAUUAUAGUGAGGUCGGCUCCCUACCUCGGCUGAGACGCAGGCCUGCUGCCACCGUACUACACUCCCCAGGGCAAAGACGGAUGGCUGCACGCUCCAGGCCUUGUUCUGUCAUAGAGAGCAGUUUUACUAGAGAGACACAGUCAACGGAGCUGCCUCACAGAGCCUUGUCUCGCCCUCCGGGAGUGUCACCACUAGAGCCCCCACAAAGGGCAUCUCUGCUGCGGUGUCGCUCCCUGCCUCUUCCACCCAGCACUCUUACUGCCUUGGCUUUGCUCCUGCCUACAUCAGUGGACAUGGGUCAGUCGUCAUCGUCAGUGCGCCUGAGGUCUGGAGGCUCCACCAGCUGCAGGAGGAAGAGGCUGUUAAGACCUGGGUCAGAACCACUUCAGGUCAACAUAUUGAUAAGUGGAGGUUCGGUUGUCAACGCUGAGGCGGUAUGGGACCAUGUGACCAUGGCGGAUCGGGAGCUGGCGUUUAAGGCCGGCGAUGUCAUAAAGGUGCUGGAUGCCUCCAACAAGGACUGGUGGUGGGGCCAGAUUGAUGAGGAGGAAGGAUGGUUCCCUGCCAGCUUUGUACGGGUGGAACCCCACCCUCCUCAGCCCCAAACAAAACAGGUUUUCUAUAUCAACCCCAUAGCAACUCCACGGUUCCAAAACACCACGUCAAAGCUGUGGGUGAACCAGGAGGACGGUGCAGCAGAGCUGGCCGAGGGGACCAGCGAGGUGCAGAACGGGCACCUGGAUCCCACCAAUGACUGCCUGUGUCUGGGCUCACCCCUUCAAAACAGAGACCAAAUGAGGGCUAACGUCAUCAAUGAGAUCAUGAGCACAGAGAGACACUACAUUAAACACCUCAAGGACAUCUGUGAGGGUUACUUGCGCCAGUGUAGGAAGCGUGUGGACAUGUUUAAUGACGACCAGCUGAAGGUCAUUUUUGGAAACAUCGAGGACAUCUACCGCUUUCAGAUGGGCUUUGUUAGAGAUCUGGAGAAGCAGUACAACACAGAGGAACCGCACCUCUCCGAAAUCGGACCGUGCUUUUUAGAACAUCAAGAUGGAUUCUGGAUCUAUUCAGAAUACUGCAACAACCACUUGGAUGCCUGUAUGGAGUUAAGCAAACUGAUGAGGGAUGGCAGGUAUCAGCACUUCUUCGAGGCUUGUCGCCUCCUCCAGCAAAUGAUUGACAUCGCUAUAGACGGCUUCUUGCUUACCCCUGUCCAGAAAAUCUGCAAAUAUCCCCUACAGUUGGCCGAACUUCUGAAAUAUACUGCACAAGACCACAGCGACUAUCGAUACGUGGCAGCUGCCUUGGCCGUAAUGCGAAACGUCACUCAGCAGAUCAAUGAGAGGAAAAGGAGGCUGGAGAACAUCGACAAGAUCGCCCAGUGGCAAGCCUCAGUUCUCGACUGGGAGGGAGAUGAUAUCUUAGACAGGAGCUCUGAGCUUAUCUACACCGGGGAGUUGUCAUGGAUCUAUCAGCCGUAUGGACGCAGCCAGCAGCGGGUCUUCUUCCUCUUUGAUCACCAGCUGGUGCUCUGUAAGAAGGACCUGAUACGUCGGGACAUCCUGUACUACAAGGGCCGCAUCGACAUGGAUCGCUAUGAAGUCCGGGAUGCUAUAGACGGCCGGGACGACGACUUUAAUGUCAGCGUUAAGAAUGCUUUCAAAUUGUUCAACAAAGACAGCGAGGAGAUCCACAUCUUCCUGGCCAAAAAGCCAGAAGAGAAGAUCCGCUGGCUCAGGGCCUUCCAUGAAGAGAGGAAGAUGGUACUAGAGGACGAGAAAAUUGGUUUCGAGAUCUCUGAGUACCAGAAGCGACAGGCAGCCAUGACAGUGAGAAAGGUGACCAAACAGAAAGGUGUAAACAGGUGCACGCCCCCCUCAUACCCGCCCCCACAGGACCCCCUCAGCACGGGGCAGUAUGAGGUAACGGAGGACAUGGCACAAGGAGAGGUUUUUGAAUUCAGUCAAUCCAAAAGAGGCCAGGGGCCUUUCUGGCAGAAUUUUAGUAGAUUAGCUCCAUUUAAGAAAUAGAGGAACCUAGACUCUUCUGAAGGACCAGCUAUUUUUCUUAGAAGCACUAAACACUGGAUGAUAACAUCCCAUGAUGAAGAAAAUACAAAAACCACAAAUACACAAGAGACUUUGAAGUUAAGGACCAAUGUUAUUAUAUCAUUUGAUCGGAAACACCAAGAGGACUUUGAGACUUGAAUUUAAAAAUUGAGAAAAAAUACACCUUUACAACAAUUCUUAUUUGUUAGUAACGUUCUUAGUCAUCAAGUUUCUCCAGCUGACUCUGCUGUCACAAACUAUUUCCCUCAGAUUCUGCACAUUCACACCUUCUGAAUGUUCUGGAGUUCUUGCGAUUACUAAAUGAUUUCAUUUUGAAUCCAUCAUCAUCAUCAUCUGGAAAAAGCAACCCUGCAAGGUUAAGCUGGGUCGGUCCUCGUGUGAAUGAGAUCUCGCUGUGCUGCGAUCCUUCUGAAUGGGAGUUCGAUUGAUAACAUGGGAAUCUGGUGUGUUCAGGACCUGCCCAGCUCAAUAAUCCCAGACGGAUCAGGCUGUCUCUGCUCCACUGAUGCCUGCAUCUGAAAACCAUCCAUAUUCAUAUCUCUCUCUAACAGUGUUCUUAUGAUAGACCCUCUUCAUUUUUUUAUGUCUGGCUUCAAGUCUUCCCUCCCUACUCCUCUUGUCCUCUCUAUCUCUCUAUCCACCUGCUCAGCUUCUGUGAGUCAGUGGUUCUCGGAGGAAGAGUUUCAUUCUUUUGGAAACCUGCCAUUGGCCAUGAUAUGACAGGUCAGGGAACAAAUCAAUAGUCGGAACAUCAAUAGAAUAUUUACAUCCUCCCGCCAACUGCUCGUGACAGGGUAUUCACAUCGACUCACACUGAUGCUCAGCGCAUCCCGCUCAGAUGAGCCGUCUGGGAGCGGGAGAUAGGCAGAUUAUGGUCCACCUGCCUUGCGUCACAGCCCCCCACUACCACUACCACUACUCUCCCCAGAGACCACCCCUGUAGCACUGUGCUGGCAGCUUACUGGGUGUUUGGAAAGAGCACAGCCUACCUCCAGAAAUGAGCAGUAAAAGUCAAGUUGAUGCAUCAGCCAAGGUCCAAAAAUCUGUUUCUGACAUCUUGCUCUAAAGGAAAAAAACGGACUUCUUGAGUUGAUUUUGUAGUGUAAAAUAUAUCCAGUCUGAGUUCUUCUGCUCUUAUUUGAAUACAAGGGAUACAAAUAUGCAAUGCUGCAGUGUGGAAAAUUAGUGGGAAUCCCAACCAGCCUACUGGUUAAGGACAUUUGGGUCUGUUCUGAUUUAAAAAAGAUCUGAUACCAUGAGGAGGGAAAAGGAAAGGUGUAUUUAAUCUGUAGCAUGCACCGUCCCUCCCGACAGAUUCAUUAAUCUCUUAACACUUCAAAUUUUGCUUCGCCCCCACCACUGCGCCUCUCUUCUCACGCCCUUCGUCACGUCGCCCUACGGAUCUGAUCCGUGUUCUGGCAGUUAGCUCCGGCAUCCCUAGUGAUUUACAAAGGAUCGAGGCCUGAUCAGAUUGAUUUGUUUAAUCAACAAAGUCCCUGCGGCUGGUUUUGGGAGAGAGAUCCUCGUCGCAAAGUCCUGGAGGAUCUAAAGAUCCUCCAGAUAAGGGAGGAUCUGAGGAGGGGAAAAAAAACAUCGACUCUCAUCAUGAAGGCAUAAUUCUACUCUUGGAAUGUAAGGCAACCAUCUGUCCAUACUAUGUGAUCAUGUUUUGACGUCAGAAGUACAUUUUUGUUUUGAAUUAUAUCACCCAAUGGACAGUGCAUAUACAGUAUGACAAUUGUGCAAUGUGAUAUAUCAUUAUAUAUCUUCACUACUCACUACAGUGUGCUAUGAAAGAGAUAAAUAUCGUUCUAUGUCAUUUUGUUUGCCUUCUUAUGGGCCUUAUAACCUAUCAGACACAAGACCUUAGACUUGCUUUGUAUGUUGUGUAAUUUAUGUUCCGUUUCAGUAAAGGAAGUUGAGAAAUGGG
Girardinichthys multiradiatus is the source of this 6121-nucleotide messenger RNA. RefSeq names its product rho guanine nucleotide exchange factor 9. Lineage: Eukaryota; Metazoa; Chordata; Actinopteri; Cyprinodontiformes; Goodeidae. The coding region runs from base 361 to 4152 and encodes 1263 amino acids. The record is from RefSeq and is a predicted model, not a curated record. Gene Ontology annotation, molecular function: guanyl-nucleotide exchange factor activity; protein binding. The transcript has 15 exons.